AUGACAUCAUUAACAACUCUUAAGGUAGCUUAUAUUCCAGAACAUUUUUCCACGCCGCUUUUUUUCGCUGAAAAACAAGGCUACUACACUGAACAUGGCCUUGCAAUUGAGUUUGUUAAAGUUCCCGAAGGAAGUGGCCGUUUAAUCUAUCUACUCAACCAAGGUGAAGUUGACAUUGCUAUUGGUCUUACCGAGGCAUUUAUUGCUGAUAUUGCAAAGGGUAACGACAAGAUUAAGUUGCUUGAUACAUAUGUCAAGUCACCUUUGCUCUGGGCUGUUAGUACUGGUAUCAACAGAGACCAAAUCACAAGUCUUGAGAGUUUGUCUCAACAUGGUAAAAUUGGAAUUUCAAGAAUUGGCAGUGGCUCGUACGUGAUGAGUUUUGUACUUGCUCAUAAAUUGGGGAUGGAUAAAUUCGACGAGUUUGCCAUCUGUUCAAACUUUAAAAAUUUGAGAGACUCGGUGAAUGAAUCGCCACAACGCGAAAAAGAUAUCGAGACUAGUGAUGCGUUUAUGUGGGAAUACUUUACUAGUAAGAAAUAUUACGACUCGAGGGAAAUAAAACAGAUUGGUGAGAUUUAUACACCUUGGCCUUCGUGGGUGAUUACUGCAUCAACAAAGAGCGUUGAUGCCAAGGGAAAACAAAUUGGUGAUUUUAUUGCUGCCGUAAAUCAAGGUAUAGCAUACUUCAAUAACCAUAUCGACGAGGCUGUACAGUAUAUCGAUGCCAACUUGGAUUAUUCUGCUGAAGAUGCUCGAGAAUGGACUAAAACGGUGCAAUUUAAUGAACAGGUUGGGAAGCAGCCAUUGGACUGGCAAAAGAUUGUAGUAAAUACAAAGCAAGUUUUGCAACAAGCGGGGGUAUUGACAGAUAGCGACGAUGUGAUUGAUGCUAGAUUAAACCAACACGCUUACAAGAGCAAUAUCUAA
This is a messenger RNA of Lodderomyces elongisporus, 930 nucleotides long. RefSeq lists its product as uncharacterized. Bases 1 to 930 code for a protein of 309 amino acids. Lineage: Eukaryota; Fungi; Ascomycota; Pichiomycetes; Serinales; Debaryomycetaceae. The transcript has a single exon. The record is from RefSeq and is a predicted model, not a curated record.